Diplodia corticola is the source of this 2463-nucleotide messenger RNA. Its product is annotated as intermembrane space aaa protease iap-1. The record is from RefSeq and is a predicted model, not a curated record. Gene Ontology annotation, molecular function: ATP-dependent peptidase activity; metalloendopeptidase activity; ATP binding. Gene Ontology annotation, cellular component: mitochondrial inner membrane. Bases 1 to 2463 code for a protein of 820 amino acids. The transcript has 4 exons. Gene Ontology annotation, biological process: mitochondrion organization; protein quality control for misfolded or incompletely synthesized proteins. NCBI's taxonomy places the organism in Eukaryota, Fungi, Ascomycota, Dothideomycetes, Botryosphaeriales, Botryosphaeriaceae.
AUGGCUUUCCACGCUCCGGUCAGCCUGCAGGGCAUCGCCUCUGCUGCGACUGGAACCUGGCCGUCAAUUUCCGCUGUUGCGCCGGCUCCGUGGCGACUAGUCGGACGUCGCGCGUCGCCUUCCGAGUCCGCAACACUACGUGAUGGAUCCAAGGCACACAAGGCAAACGCCGUCGUGCCCGAAUGUCUUGCUUCCGUCCCGCUCUCUGCUCUCCGCCCUCGCCCGUCGCCAGAAGCACUCGGUGCCCCGCAAACAGUAGCUGGCAUGUUUUCUCAAGGCAAUUGUACAGUACCGGCUCACACCCUCCGACGCUUCAGUCCUCUGUCUCGCGCUUUCCCUUCGGUUUCGACUACUUCUCGGCAAUACUCGACUCUUACGCGGCUCGCUCCUUUCAAGCUCAACCCAGUCCCAAGGCCUGGAAAUGUUGGGUUGACCCAGCAGCGCAGCAUCUUCGGCGGCAACACUUCACGUAACCUUCUCGCUCAUAUGGAACAAACGGCAAACAACAACCCUGGUAGUGCAAGCGCGCAGAACGCGUUUUAUGCUGCGCUGCUCCGUGCCAACCUUCCGCAGAUUGUCGUCGAACGGUACGAGUCAGGCAGAUUUGCUACAAACGCCGCAUGUGACGCGCUUUACACCCGGGGCUUGGAAAGACUUGGUCAAUCGGACAAGGCACCCGGCCUUCAGGGCAACAAUGGCACUGCCGGGCAGUCCUCUGGUCUCGGCAUGGACCAAAUUUCGGCUAUCGGUCAAGCGGUUGGUGCACGCGUCCGUGGUGGCAAUGUUGCGACCGCCCGUAGCGGAUCCGGUGAGAGGGCUAGCCCGCUCUACGUCGUCGUCGAAGAAUCCACCGGCAGCACUAUUUUCAAAUGGGUCAAGUUCUUCUUGUGGUUUGGGCUUCUUACCUACCUGUCCAUGGUCUGUGUGACUAUGGUCAUCGAGGCCAGCGGAAUGCUGCAAAGGCGCGGUGCCAAGCAGGAUAUGGAGGCGAAGCCGGAACUUCAGACUACCCGAUUCAGUGAUGUCCACGGUUGCGAAGAGGCCAAAGAGGAACUUCAGGAGCUCGUCGAUUUUCUCAAGGCCCCGGAUAAGUUCAACGCUCUCGGCGGCAAGCUCCCCAAGGGUGUUCUCCUGGUUGGCCCUCCUGGUACCGGUAAGACUCUGCUGGCCCGCGCAGUGGCUGGAGAGGCUGGUGUUCCGUUCUUCUACAUGUCUGGUUCAGAAUUCGAUGAGGUAUAUGUCGGCGUGGGUGCCAAGCGCGUCAGAGAGCUUUUCGACGCGGCAAAGUCCAAGGCGCCUGCCAUUGUCUUCGUUGAUGAACUCGAUGCUAUUGGUGGCAAACGCAACGACCGUGAUCACGCAUACGUCAAGCAGACUCUCAACCAACUUCUCACGGAGCUGGAUGGCUUUGAGCAGAACUCUGGUGUCAUCUUCAUCGCUGCCACUAACUUCCCGGAACUCCUCGACAAGGCUCUUACCCGUCCUGGACGAUUUGAUCGCAACGUGACUGUCCCUCUUCCGGAUGUUCGUGGUCGCUCUUCUAUCCUCAAGCAUCACAUGAGGAACGUUCAGAUUGGCACCGACGUCGAUGCGGAUGUUAUUGCUCGUGGAACUCCGGGAUUCAGCGGUGCUGAGCUUGAGAACAUUGUGAAUCAGGCUGCAGUACAUGCUUCUAAAAACAAGCAGAAGCGCGUCUCCAUGAUUGAUUUCGAAUGGGCCAAGGACAAGGUUCUUCUCGGUGCUGAACGCCGCUCUGCGGUGAUUCAGCAGAAGGACAAGAUCGCGACGGCUUACCACGAGGGCGGGCAUGCGCUAGUUGCCAUGUUCACCAAGCACUCGGAUCCUCUUUACAAGGCUACCAUCAUGCCUCGUGGCCAUGCUCUCGGCAUCACCUUCCAGCUACCCGAGAUGGACAGGGUCAGCCAGACAAAGCUGGAGUAUCUUGCUCACAUCGAUGUUUGCAUGGGAGGCAAGGUUGCGGAGGAACUCAUCUACGGGCCCGAUUACGUCACGUCUGGAGGUUCCAGCGACAUCCAGAAGGCCACUGCCAUUGCUUACUCCAUGGUCACGCAGAUGGGCAUGAGUGACGAGCUGGGCAACAUUGAUCUCUACAGCAACUUUUCUCGGCUGUCUUCGGAAACGAAGAACAAGAUCGAGGACGAAGUGCGCAAAAUCCUGGACGCUUCGAGAGAGCGAGCAAAGAAGCUCUUGACGGAGAAGCGGCAGGAGCUUGACCGUCUUGCCGGGGCGCUGGUCGAGUACGAGAGCUUGUCGAAGGAGGAGAUGGAGAAGGCGGUGAGAGGCGAGAAGAUUGACAACAAACUCAAGGGCGAGUUCCAGUUGCCGAUCAAGCUCCCCGAAAGCCUCAUGCCGCCCGCAUUACCGGGAAGUGGCGACCAAUCCGGCAACUCGCCGGCUCCAGGCUCGGGCAUCCCCGGGGCCAACGGCAUGAACGAGAGGUGA